AUGAACAACAAUAUGAUGAGGUUCGUCCCAUACGGAUAUAUUCCACCAAUGUGGACGGCUGCAGAAGAAGCUGAGAAAUUGGUUUGGAGCUAUUGGAAUAACUACACUUCUUUUGUCAUUACUCUGAAAAAUCUGAUUUGUCUGCGCUCUCUUUUCUCUCACUAGCUUUCGGAUGAGGCGCCAGAAAGCCCUAAAAUUCAAAAUUUUGGUGGCAAAAAUGCUUCAGAACGAAUCUUUACAUGGCACCAAGGUGCUUCAAAACAUGACGAAAGUUUUGGAUAGUUCAAGUUUUGACAAAAGUUUUAAUUACACGGAUUGAAACUUUCUGACUUGUCUGCACUCUCUUUUCUCUCACUAGCUUUCAUAUGAGACGCCAAGAGGCUUCAAAAUUCGAAAUAUUUGUUUUGGCGGCAAAAAUUUACCUUGUGCCAUGGUCCAUGUUGAUUCAAUACUCGGCAUAAAUUUAAAAUAUAAAAAAUCCGAAAAAAAUUUUUAUUACAUCAUUUGUCACGACUUUUCCACACUCUCUUUUUUCCAUGCUAUUUUCUCGCUACUAUGACCACUCCAGCGAGUGAAAAGAGAGCACAGACACAUCAAGUCGUGGCGGAUGAAAUCAAAAUGAUCCCAACUUUCUCAAAAAUUUAAACUUGAAGCGUUGCGACCGGAUCUGGAGAGACGAACUCGGAGAUUGUCGGUUCAUUCAUUUUCGCACGAAGGAAUCUCUUCGCAGGCUCGUUUCCAAGGUCUGUUUUUCUCUGAAGCUUAAACUUGGAAGAAAAUAAAAACCUCUGAAGUUCUUUUUUUAGUUCGAGGAAGUUGUCACUCCUGACGUAAAAACCAAAAUCUACUUCGUAAGGCUUACCGAGGUCGAGUCGGCCGCCCUCUUGACUUCCCUCAAGGUUUCCUUUUCAACUUUUGAAGAUGGUUCAUUUUUUUCAACAUUAUUAUAAAUUAAAAAAACGUAUCACUUUUUUUGAAAAAAAUAUCCUCGAAAAAAAUAAAUAGGAAUGGUCCAAAAUGAAGUGCGAUCAAGGAAAGAUUCUGAAAAAUCGCACGAAAUUUUUUUCGAAGACCGGUUUUUGUAUUUUGCAUCCAGGCAGCAAGUUUCGAUUCAAAGAAAGUUUUUAGGAAAAAAAGUUCUCAUUCUAAGUGUUUUUUUUUUCAUUCAAACACAAAACUACGAAUUACAGAAAAAACUUUAUUUAUUCAAAAAUUGAAAAAAACUCCACCAGUAUGUGAAUUUGCGUCAAUGUAUAUGCGCAAAGCAUCAUAUUUGACGACCUUAUUGCGCCUGGUUCGCCAAGAAAUGCAUUGAUUUUCCAGAUUGUCGGUUACGAUCUCUACAGAAGCAUCAAUUCUACGAUGCGCGAUAUCGCGGACAAAAUGAUCAAGUUCCGUGUCGCUAGAGCCGUUCACGGAUUGGAUUUCUUGCUGGAUGUUGAGGUAGAACCUCAUUUUAAUAUUUUUGUGUGCUCCAAAGAGUUAAUUUCUUUGAAUUUUCAGAAUGCGCUUCUUGAAAUCGAGAACGCCUGCGCGGAAAUGAUCACAAUGAUUCGCUGUUUUCUCAUCAAUUGUGUCAGUUUCCUUUUGUUUUUUUAAAGUCUACACAGCGUUUCUUCUCCGUAAAGUUUGGUGUUAGUGUGCAUGCACUACGUCGCUUCCGCGCAGAAAAACUGCUUUUAUGUAUUGAUAGUUCGAUUCGUCUCAAAGACUUUUGGAAAUGAGGCCGCCUGCGCCUUUAAUAUACCCGCUUUUCACGCUUCUGAAAUAGGAAACCUUGAAAAUAAAUCAGUCUGUAUUUCAGGGUAAAUUCAUUAUGAAAAAGUGAAAUUUGGGGCAGAAUGAACAUUUUUUUUUCAAAAAAACAGCUUUUUUUCAUCUUUACAAACGGGGAAAAUUUUUGAAAAAUUUCUUUUUCUUUUUAUGGAUCCAUUUUUCAGAUAAAAAUCUUAUUAGUUCUUCAGGCCCUGUAAUUUUCCGCUUAAUAAGAUUUUUUUUUCGUCAAUUUCUUAAAAUUGAGCUUUUAAAACUUUAACAUAUUAUUUUUAAAAAGAUAUUUAUUGGAUCAAUUUUGACCAAACUCCGCUGCGGAACCUUUUUUUACGAAUUUUUGUAGAGCGAAUGUGCAAAAAAAGCUGGGCUUACGGUAGUUUUGGGCUGGGCUUACGGUAAUUAUACUAUGCUACUAUCGUCUCGCUCUGAGCAAACUAUAAACAGUACCGUCAGAAAAAUACGAAAAAAUCCCUUUUUGACAUCCUUCCUGUACAGAGCUCGAUCUUCCUGAAACUUUCUGAGCUGCGAUUUUUUUCUGCGAACUGAAUUGGCACGAUUGUUUUUUAAAUAACAUUCCUCACAGUUCCAGAAAGUUCCAGGAAGAUUGAUUACCAUACAAGAAAGCUAUUAACAAGAACACUUCUUUUUCGUCUUUUUUCCAACUCUACGAUUUUCAGACUCCGAUGGGUCUGAACAUCAUCUCGCCGUGCGAUCUGGUCCGAGCGGAACACAAAAUUCAGCUGGCGGCUCAGAAUGUGCCGACGGUGGAGCAAAUGGAAGAGAAGUUCGGCUACGGUUGGAGCUUCAACGUCAUCGGCGAGGACAUCUUGGAGAUCGUCGAGUCGUUGAAGCUUUAUUCUUUUUACCAAAGGUAAAACAAGAAAAUAUUCUUGAAGAUUCAUUACGCGUCAUGCAAUAUAAUAAAUAAGGUAAUAAAAAAAUAUUUCAUAAGAUAUCUCGGUCGCAUGGGGAAUGGUUCAAUAUCACACGAUUUCGAAACUAAAUUUCCAAAACGCUAAAGUCGUUUUAGGUCGGGCGCGCUUUGGAUGAAAGGUUUUGCAACUGAGCCAUGCCCCGUGCGUUUGAAAUGUUUGAAAACAAGCCUGAUUUGGGAUUUGAUAAUUUUCAAUAGGAAGUUGAACAAGAGAGUUUUUUCGAAGUUUUCAAUAAAUUUCAAAACUCUUGAAAAUUUAAAAUCCGGAGAUUUUUUGAGACUUAAAAUACAUCAUCACUAAGAGAUUGGUCUGAUUAUCAGAAUAAUAAUACACACUUUGUAACGAUGGAGAUGACUCUGAGCGUCGAGGUUGCGCUGCGGUUUGGCGGUAAAAAUUGAUUUUGAAUUUUGGCAUACAUUUUUCGAGUGUCUGCGUCUCUCUGUUCCCUCAGGUCACAAAAAAAAUAAAAAAUAGUAGGUAAACAUUGGAGGUGAAUAGGGCGCAGAGAAGUCUUUCAAGUCGCGAAAAGAGCCCAUCUGAGAGUACUGAAGAAAAGAGUGCUAGGCAACCGCUUCGCGACCGCGACGCGCUGAGCCAUUCUUGA
Molecule: messenger RNA, 3312 nt
Organism: Caenorhabditis auriculariae
Lineage: Eukaryota; Metazoa; Nematoda; Chromadorea; Rhabditida; Rhabditidae
Source: the annotation of a GenBank genome assembly